AUGGAACGAUAUAUAAUAAGACACCCCCAAGGUUGUGCGAGAGCGGGGGAGGAUGAGCAACCUACAGGAUUGGUAACACCGGAAACAACACAGGAACGAACAACGACUACGAAUUUGAACAACGGAAAUGUAUGCAUCUGUGGGAAAGUUUGCAAGAACCAACGAGGUCUGAAGAUACAUAUGGGAAAGAUGAAACGCAAGCCAAAUCAGAGCAUAACACAACGCACAGGGCAACCUGGUGAGACGGAGGAGGAGGUGGUUCAGGAUACAAACCACAGCGACCACAGCCUCCAUGUGUUGUACAAUGAGGCGGACAGCAUGGUAGAGGGGAAUCAACAGGAAAAGGAGGGCUUAGACAACAACAGACAGCCACAAGAGCCAAAAAGAACACCAAACACAAGUCAGAACAUAAGAAGAAAGAAAGUAAAAUGGCCCAACAAUAAAAAUAAAAGUGAAUGGCAACAGUUUGAUGAGGAUGUGGAUGCAAUUUUGAACACAAAAUUGGCAGGUAACAUAGACAGGAAGAUAGAAUCAAUGACAUCAUUUAUUUACAACAUAGGUAUGGACAGAUUUGGUGCAGAUGAGAAAGAGGUGGUGAGGCGAGAGGGUCAAAAGAACAGAAGAGAAUCCAAAAUAGCAAAGAUGAGGAAAGACCUAAGGCAACUUAAGAAAAGAUAUAAUCAGGAAUCAGAGGAUGAAAAAACAGCAUUAUCUGAGCUGAGGGACACCAUCAUGAAGAAACUCAAGAUCACAAGGAGAGCAGAGAGAACUAGGAAAAGGAGGAAAAAGAGAGAGAAAGCAAGAGCUCAAUUUACAUCAGAUCCUUUCCAAUUUACAUCAAGAUUGUUGGGGAAGAAAGGAUCAGGACAACUAAAAGCUAGUAAAGAGGAAGUAGAAGAAUAUUUAAGAGGAAUGCACAGUGAUCCAAAAAGGGAAGACGAACUCCCAGAUAUAGAACAACUUAUACGCCCGGAGGAUCCAGAGCAGGUUUUUGAUGAAUCACCACCAAAGUUGAAAGAGGUAGUAGAUGUUAUCAAGAAAGGAAGGGCAGCAUCAGCACCAGGUCCAAAUGGAGUACCAUAUAAGGUAUACAAGAACUGUCAGAGAAUUACAAGACGUCUAUGGAAGUUAAUAAGAGUCAUCUGGAGAAGAGGUCGACUAGCAGAGAGUUGGCACAAGGCAGAAGAAGGAAAGAUAUUUCUUGCUAUUCUUGCUAAAAGGAUGACAAACUACAUGCUGAGCAACGAGUACAUUGACAUUGCAGUACAGAAAGGAGGGGUACCAGGUGUAUCAGGCUGCAUUGAACAAACAAGCGUAUUAUCACAGAUAAUCAGAGAAGCGAAAGAUUCAAAGGGAGAGCUCGCAGUUGUCUGGCUGGAUUUAGCGAAUGCAUAUGGGACAGUACCACACAAGUUAGUUGAGUUGAUGCUGGAGAGAUACCAUGUACCUGACGGUGUAAGAGAGCUGAUAAAAGAGUACUUCAACCAUCUGCAGCUGAGAUUUACCGUUGGGGAUUUUACAACAUCAUGGCAACGUUUAGAAGUGGGAAUAGUGACAGGAUGCACGAUAUCUGUCAUUCUUUUCUCCGCAGCAAUGAAUAUGAUUGUGAAGUCAGUAGAGAAGAAGAGCAGAGGUCCAUGGAUGAAGUCAGGAGUACGGCAACCACCAGGAAGGGCAUUCAUGGAUGAUAUGACAAUAAGCACAAAGACAGUUAUCGAAGCCAGGUGGACACUACAAGAGCUUAAUAAGAUGAUCACCUGGGCAAGAAUGAAAGUGAAGCCUAGCAAAUCCAGAAGUUUGGUAGUGAAGAAUGGUAAAGUCAAGGAGGAAAGGUUUAAAAUAGGAGACGAAAUAAUACCAACAGUCUCAGAGAAGCCAGUUAAGUGUCUCGGAAAAUGGUUCAACAACACCUUGUCAGAUAAGUUGAAUGUGGAAGAUACAUAUAAGCCGUUGGACGACUGGUUAAAGGCAGUAGAUAAGAGUGGACUACCAGGAAAGUACAAGGCAUGGAUUUACCAGCAUGGGAUAUUGCCUCGGCUGCUGUGGCCACUUCUUGUUUAUGAUGUACCAAUGACAACGGUAGAGGGAAUGGAAAGAAUAUCAAACAGUUACUUACGUAGAUGGCUUGGAGUACCACGCAGUUUCAGCAGUGUGGGCCUAUACAGUUUAGGAACCAAGUUACAGCUACCACUGAAGUCAAUCACUGAGGAAUUCAAGGUGACCAAGGUUAGACAACAUCUGACGUUAAAAAACAGCAGGGAUGAGAAAGUACGAUCAGCAAAAGUAGAAAUAAGAACUGGAAGAAAGAAGACGAUAGAAUAUGCUGAGUCACGAUUAAAACACAGUGAGAUAGUGGGCAGAGUUGCAGUUGGAAGACAGGGGCUGGAUGUUACACCUACAGCAAAAUGGAGAACAGCAACAGUGGAAGAAAAAAGACAUCUGGUACAGAAAGAGGUACGAUCAAUGGAAGAAGAAAGUAGAAUGGUAAAGGCAGUGAGUAUGAAGAAGCAGGGAAGCUGGUUAAACUGGGAGGGAGCAAGACAGCAGAAGUUAGGAUGGAAUGAGAUCUGGAAGAUGGAGCCACAUAGGUUGCAAUUUAAGCUGAAGUCCGUAUAUGAUGUAUUUCCAAACCCAACAAAUCUAGCAACAUGGGGAUUGAUAGACGACCCAAAGUGUGUUCUUUGUGGUAAGCCAGCAAACUUAGAGCACAUAUUAUCAUCAUGCUCGAGUGCUUUGAAAGUCGGGAGGUAUACAUGGCGACACGACAAGGUAUUAGGGACACUAGCAGACACCCUAGAGAGAAACAUCAGGAAGCCAAGGAAAAACAAGGAAGGACUUACUUUUGUCAAUUUUGUUAAGGAAGGAGAGAAAGGUCAGAAGAAGAAGGUGGAAGGAAGUGGUUUAUUGGUAACAGCAACUGAUUGGCAAAUGUUGGUAGAUCUUAAACAGAAGUUACAAUUCCCGCCACAGAUUGCAGUAACAAACCAGAGACCUGACAUCGUCAUUUGGUCCGGCCGCCUCAACAAAACAGGCAAUCCUGCUGGAACUAACUGUACCAUGGGAAGAAAGAAUAGAAGAUGCCUACGAAAGAAAGAGACUGAAGUACCAAGAUCUACUUGCAGAAUGUAG
This is a messenger RNA of Mytilus trossulus (common blue mussel), 3129 nucleotides long. RefSeq lists its product as uncharacterized. NCBI's taxonomy places the organism in Eukaryota, Metazoa, Mollusca, Bivalvia, Mytilida, Mytilidae. The transcript has 2 exons. Bases 1 to 3129 code for a protein of 1042 amino acids. The record is from RefSeq and is a predicted model, not a curated record.